UAUAACCCUGCAUCGUCCAUCCGCUGCUAGUUAAUUCCGUGUCAGCUCCGCAGUAAGGAGCUAUUUUCAAUAGUGGGGCUGGCUGAAUCGCUACUUUCUCUGCAGUUUUCCUCAUCUUUCUACAUCCAACCAGCUGCUGCAAACUCCCCACGGCGACGGGAGGUAAGAGAGGUGUUCUGCGAUGGGACAAUCGAAUGCUAGAGGUCCAGCCAAGCUGAACUCCGCUGAGCCAUGCGACAGUGGUGUGUCCCCGCUGCGACCCCUCGCACUGAACCACUCCCGGGGCGCCUGUCUGUAUCACCCCCUCCAUCAGAUACCAGAAUGGACUGCUGUGAGGUGGAGCCACGCUACACUAUUGAACAAAUAGACCUUCUUCAGCGCCUCCGUCUCUCCGGCAUGACCAAACCUCAGAUCAUUCAUGCAUUAGAGUCCCUGGAGAGGCUCGAUCCAGACCACCGGCCGCCACAUUGUGAUUCUCAACCUGCCCCAUCCAACAACACCCCCACCACAGCAGCCCCAGCACCGUCUUCAUCUUCCUCCUCUUCCUCCUCGCUCUCUCUUGCCUCAGCUACCACACAGACCUCUGGCCUGGAUGGGGCUGCUUUGUCCCCCAGCAAUAGCUACGAGGCCUCACCUCCACCCCUCUAUACUCCCUCUGUGGUGGCUCAGCGAUCAUUCAGCUAUGACAUGAUGGGAGAAGAGGAGUGGGACCUGGAGGAGAAAGUUGAGGAGUACAUGAGGAGAGACAGCAACCUUGUGAAAGAAGAGAUCAAGACUUUCCUCAACAAUCGCAGGAUCUCUCAGGCAAUUGUAGGCCAAGUUACAGGCAUCAGCCAGAGUUACAUCUCCCAGUGGUUGCUGCAGCAAGGACUUGAGAUGAGUGAUUCCAAACGCAGAGCUUUCUACCGCUGGUAUCUGCUGGAGAAAAAUAACCCAGGGCUGAGGUGGAGUGAAAGCCAGCACAGCGUGGGUUCCAUGCCCAGGGCCAGGGGAGGGGACAGAGACGGGACGGUAGCAGGGGCAAGUGGCAGUCUCCCCAACAUCCUCCCUAACCCCAACACCAACCUCAACCCCAACCCAGUGUGGAGCAGGCAGAGAGAGUUGCUGAUGCAUUUGCUGCCGUGGUAUGCUGCCGCAGCCGCCCAGGCCCAGCCAGGGGCCACUCUGUCAAUGCGUUCCUUAGUAAAGGAGGAACCUGACUGGAGGACAGGAAUUAUGGCUGGGGACAGAGCAGGGAUGGUGGGUGGCCCGCUGAGGCUGCGUAGAGGAAGUAGGUUCACCUGGAGGAAGGAGUGCCAAUCGAUCAUGGAGAGUUUCUUCAUGGAGAACCAGUACCCAGACGAAGCGAAGCGUGAAGAGAUUGCCAACACCUGUAACUCAGUCAUUCAGAAACCAGGAUGUAAGCUGUCUGAGUUUGAGCGUGUGACGGCAUUAAAGGUUUACAACUGGUUUGCAAACCGUCGGAAGGAGAUGAAGAGAAGAGCCAAUAUCGUAUGUUAUCAUGCACAAUCAGAAGCUGCCAUUUUGGAAAGCCAUGGAAUUGAGGUACCAAGUCCAAGCUGCCACUCUAACGGUGAGGAGGGAGAGAUGCAGGAGUUUGCUGACCAGGUGAAUCAUCAAUUUCCAGAGCAGGAAGAAACUUCUUCCCUGAAGAUUGUUGAACAAGACACCUCCACAAUGGCUACUUCAGAGGUUGCAGCCUUGCCAAGCCCAAUCCCUCAGGUUGUGGAUCACAAAGAAGAGGAUUCAAAAAGGGAGACUGUGGAUGAAGAGUGACCAAAGCUGGUGGAGGUUGAAUCAUCAUAAUUGAAUUUAUUUGGAUGAAAUAGGAAAACGGCAAACAUCGCCUCCUUAACCCCAGUAGGGUUUGGUGCCUAAAGCACUCAAAAUUCAAAGGGAGAAAGGUGCUGAAGCUUGCUGGAGUGCCUCUGAUGGGAGGGGGCAACUGUAUUUAUCAACAGUAAUCCUGCUUAUAUUAACGGCUAUAUACAUUAUAUAUAUCAAUAUAUAGUGCAUUCCAAGAUGCUAUUAAAACCUAAAUUUUAAAGGGGGAGAAAUAUAUCAAAGAUACCUCACCCAUUUUAAGCUAAACCUUUUCUUCUUUUCUUUGCUACAUGCCUUCUUUUAGCCUUUUCAGAAAGCUUUUUGGAUGAUGUGUGGUGACAAAUGUGCUGAGCCUGCAGGUCAGGUGGGUGAAUAGAGUAUGGUAUUAUGGAUCUGGGAUAUGGUCAGUGUAUUGCCUCUGCUUGCAUGAGUGCUUUGACUCCAUCUUGUGGUAAGACUCUAACCUCAAUCAGUUGAUUGAUCUAAUCAGGGGAUCAAUCUAAGAGUGCUGUGCCAUCACACCGGUGGAGCCCUGAGGGACAACAGGAAUCUCAGGUAAUCCAAAAAUUAAAUGGAUGAAGACAUUGGAAGAGUUAUCUUAAUGUGCUCUUUUUCUUUUUCAUUUUGAUUUUUAUCCUCCAAACUGUUUUAAACCAAAUCAGGAUUUGUUAUUUAUACCUUUUUAUAUUAGCCAAAUAAGCGUAGGACAAUAUAUCAUAUUAUCUCUUUGUCUUUGUUAUACUGAUUGUUGCUGUUGAGUAUUUCUUAUAGUCCAUCCAUUUCAAGUCUUUCUUAAUCCUCAUCUCAGUCAGUGAAGCUAGAAUAGUUGCAUAAUUAUCAUUAUUAUUAUUUUUUUAACGUUUGAAAAAACGCUAAAAUUAAUGUGAUCAAAAAUGCAUUGGCAGACAUGCUGCAAGCACCUUCUCUUCUAGUGGAAUAAGCUAAAGCUUAUGCUCAUGUAAGUUUGUAUGACUGCAAUGCUGCACUUCAAAGUGGAUCUCACUUUAGAAAACGGAGUGACAGACUGUACCUGCAUUAGACAUGUACAAUACCCAGUGAAUUAACACGUCUAUGGGUGCUUUCCUUCAAUAAUGUUCGCACUAUAUAGAGAACUGUUAUUUGUCAAAGAGAAAAUAUAGAUAGCUGAUUGAAACUCUGCAUUACUUAGCUACCCUGUAUUUACUGGCCAUAGGCCUCAGGAGAUACUCCUAAAUGUUCAUGAAAUGGACGAAAAUGUUCUCAAAUGUUUGUGUUCCAAUGGCGUCCCACGGGAUGCUACCAUGUUACCUCCUAAUGCCAAAGCUAUGCCAAGGUAGAGCUGAACUACAAAGUGAACUGCUUACGGGAAAGGAUAUGACACAGUCACAACACUAUAGAUACUCAGUAAAUCGCUGUUUAUUUGCUCAGUACAACACUAGCCAACUUUAGCUUACCUCAGAAUAACUCUUGUGUCAUGAAUGUGUUACAGGCUAACUGUCACAGAACUGUCAGUUGCCAUUAUUGUGACUGUUGAUUAUAAUGACAGUGUUAUGUAGCAUUAAUGACGAUGGGGUUUGCCCUGCAUUGUUAAUGUAUACUCACCUCAGACAGUUCUCUUGUCCAGUUUUGGAUAGGAACCCCAAAACUGCACGCUGUUUCUGACUAUUAUGCUCCUCUCUAUCUGCUUUUAUCUGAAAACAAAAACAAUAAUAAAACUGUAAACAACUA
Messenger RNA from Cheilinus undulatus (humphead wrasse), 3531 nucleotides. RefSeq lists its product as uncharacterized. The record is from RefSeq and is a predicted model, not a curated record. The transcript is spliced from 11 exons. Gene Ontology annotation, cellular component: nucleus. Bases 232 to 1776 code for a protein of 514 amino acids. Lineage: Eukaryota; Metazoa; Chordata; Actinopteri; Labriformes; Labridae. Gene Ontology annotation, molecular function: double-stranded telomeric DNA binding. Gene Ontology annotation, biological process: positive regulation of DNA-templated transcription.